CAUCUAUCCAAGGUCGGGCCAAUCCUCUUUAGCAAAAAACGUUAUCCUCGACCAAAAAAACACGCCAGGAACGAAAACAGAAUAGCAACAAAACACACAAUCGAGAAGCAACCUUUUCUCCAGACCAGACCCCAACAAGCAAAACCCCAAAAAUGCACACCAAAGGCCCAACCCCGCAGCAGCACGACGGGUCCGCCCUGCGCAUCGGAAUCGUGCACGCGCGCUGGAACGAGACCAUCAUCGAGCCGUUGCUGGCCGGCACAAAGGCCAAGCUGUUGGCAUGCGGCGUCAAGGAAUCCAACAUAGUCGUGCAGAGCGUCCCGGGGUCGUGGGAGCUGCCAAUCGCCGUGCAGAGACUCUACUCAGCAUCCCAGCUCCAAACCUCAAGCUCCGGCCCAUCCCUGACGGCCGGCGACCUCCUCGGCUCCUCGACGACAGACCUUACCGCGCUCCCGACCAGCGAUGCGUCCUCCACCGGUCCCUUUGACGCCCUGAUCGCCAUCGGCGUCCUCAUCAAGGGCGAGACGAUGCACUUUGAGUACAUUGCCGACUCCGUCUCCCACGGCCUGAUGCGCGUCCAGCUCGACACGGGUGUCCCCGUCAUCUUUGGCGUCCUGACUGUCCUGACCGACGACCAGGCCAAGGCCCGCGCAGGAGUCAUCGAGGGUAGCCACAACCACGGCGAGGACUGGGGCCUGGCUGCCGUCGAGAUGGGCGUCAGGAGGAGGGAUUGGGCUGCCGGAAAGACUGAGUGA
This is a messenger RNA of Pyricularia grisea, 755 nucleotides long. RefSeq lists its product as uncharacterized. The transcript is spliced from 2 exons. Bases 153 to 755 code for a protein of 200 amino acids. NCBI's taxonomy places the organism in Eukaryota, Fungi, Ascomycota, Sordariomycetes, Magnaporthales, Pyriculariaceae. The record is from RefSeq and is a predicted model, not a curated record. Gene Ontology annotation, molecular function: 6,7-dimethyl-8-ribityllumazine synthase activity. Gene Ontology annotation, cellular component: intracellular anatomical structure; mitochondrial intermembrane space; riboflavin synthase complex. Gene Ontology annotation, biological process: riboflavin biosynthetic process.